UUUCCCACUCACCCAAAGCGUCACGUGACGUGUAGAUAAUGUGAUCAGCUCUUAUUCACAUCACAACAGUGUGCAAGCGGGUGUUCAACAACUGUACGUCGUAUCUAACGCGUAGUGAAAUCUUACGACUGAAAGUGGUUGAUGUAUAAAAUGACAGAGGAUCGCCCAAACAGCCUGUGUCCAAAAGUGAAUAAACCACGAGAAUUUCCGAAAAGAACACCCAUAAUUUGCUACGAUAAACCGAAUGCGGUAAUGAUAGACAGAACCGCGUACGACAAAGCGAGACAUGAUGCUUUGCUCGGUGAUGUUGUUCUGACACUGACAGUUCCAAAAAAAUCGGCAAAAACUUGGGAAAUGAGUAAGGGUGACCUGUGUAGAAUCACCGUGAUCGAAGGAUCUCAAGUGGGUGACAUUAAUAUUUGGAACCUAUACAAUCCCAAGGAGCGGUUCUAUUCCGGAAAAACUCGACAACUGCAUGCUGCCCACUUGACAACUUACGAUAGACUUUGGAGUAACUUGCCCUAUUUAAGACCAUUGGCAACGGUGAUCGCCGACUCACUAUCCCGAUACGGAGUCGACGAAGACGGUGGCAGCGUGCACGAUGUGAUCGGCACGAGAUGCGACAAUCACACGAUAGAACUCAUAACCGGUAAACCAACAAACGAUUCCUGCCACAGCUACCUUACUAAGGCGGUGGAAAAAGUGGGCCUUACAGAAGACGAUGUCCACGACGUCUGGAACAUUUUUAUGUGUACCGGAUUCACGAAGGACACCCAUCAGUACUUCUGCAAAGCUAGUCCAUCCAGGAAAGGAGACUACAUCGAGUUCAUAGCAGAAAUGGAUUUGCUGGUUGGUCUCAGCGCUUGUCCCCAAGGCGACGUAUCCAUCGCCGUUGGACAACCAGUUCCUGACAAUAUUUGUUACCCACUGGGAGUUGAGAUCUUCCGAGGGAAAGAAAAGUGACUUGAUGAAUGAAUUUUACGCUCGCAUUAUCACUCUCUC
Messenger RNA from Diprion similis, 1002 nucleotides. RefSeq lists its product as uncharacterized. Bases 142 to 963 code for a protein of 273 amino acids. Lineage: Eukaryota; Metazoa; Arthropoda; Insecta; Hymenoptera; Diprionidae. The transcript has 7 exons. The record is from RefSeq and is a predicted model, not a curated record.